Messenger RNA from Ostreobium quekettii, 900 nucleotides. The record is from the annotation of a GenBank genome assembly. NCBI's taxonomy places the organism in Eukaryota, Viridiplantae, Chlorophyta, Ulvophyceae, Bryopsidales, Ostreobiaceae.
AUGGCGGAGGCCGAGGGCCUGGGCAUGACCCUGGACCAGAUCAUACAGAGGCGCGAGUCGUCGGGCGGGGCCCGGUACAGCGCGAGGACUGGCGGGCCGGCGGGCAAGAGGGGGGCGGGGAGGGGCGGGCGGUGGGCUUCCCGCAGGCGGGGAGGAAUGGGAGGGAGGAUUGGCGGCGGCGGCCGCCGACUGGGGGUGAAUGCGCGGAUGCGGAAAGUUGUCAGACGUCCGGGCCGGUGGGGCGGCCGGCGGUAUCAGAUGAAGGAGGGACGCCCAAACGCAUGGAAGGCACAACAGUUCGAUGUUCUAGAGGGUUCAGGAAAAUGGAAGCACGACAUGUUUGAUGCACAAGACGACAGGCCUGCCAGGAGGAUGAAUUUUUACGGCAAGCACCAAUUGGAGACCACCAAAAUCCUCAUUUCGAACCUUGAGUACAACGUAACUGAUGAGGACAUUCAAGAACUUUUCAUAAGCGUUGGACCUAUCAAAAGAGCUGGCAUUCAUUACGAACGAAGCAGCGGCCGAUCAAAAGGUACGGCGGAAGUGGUUUACGAGCGUCGCUCGGAUGCCGAGGAGGCCAUCAGGAGAUUCAACGAUGUGUGCUUGGAUGGGAAGCCUCUGGUCAUGCAGCUGUGCAAGACGUCCGCGUCAGAGUGCAGGAGCUACAUAACCACACUGUCCUCGGGCAUAAGCGUCACGGAUCCAAAGACCGCCAAACGGUUGGAGAACCCAUACUACCAGACAGGCUUCGAUCCGCUGUCGCAAUCCAGCAAGUGCAUAAACCGGGGACAUUUGCUGCUUUCAAUGCGCGGGGAGGCUCUGAAUGGCGAGGAGUCUCAACAAAACUUGCUCGGGAUGAGAAUGCUCAAUGUGCAAUCCUCCAGCAUGCGCUGUCCGUGA